AUGUGGUCCCCAAUCUACAUGUUCGCCAUCCUCGUAGCCGCGGCCGCCGCAGGCAGCAUACUCAUCGCGGUCUGCUGUCCUAUCAAGUGCUGCAUUCUUCGUCGCUAUAAAGACGAAGAGCAUGAAAUAGCUCAAGACUACGAGGCGAGGAUUUUCAGAACCUCAGCGGCGCCUCGUUCAGCCUCUGACGCUAGUCACGGUCAAGCCGACUACUACGUGACCAUCACGCCUGGUGAUCUUGCCAUCACCCCCACGAGGCCUAGACAACCCUACAGCGCUUCAAGCCAUCCUGUCGCCGCCCGCAAUGGCUCAAGCAAUCCUGCGACCGUGGCAGGCCAAGCUCGCAAGCCAACGGAGGUGGGACAGGUCCACAGCCAGCAACCACUCUUGGACAACGACGUGAUCGUCCCCGCUGCCGCCAAUGCACCAAUGUCCGUCGGCGGGCCCCCUCCAUCGUACGCCUCCAACUGA
Messenger RNA from Jaminaea rosea, 471 nucleotides. RefSeq lists its product as hypothetical. NCBI's taxonomy places the organism in Eukaryota, Fungi, Basidiomycota, Exobasidiomycetes, Microstromatales. The transcript has a single exon. The coding region runs from base 1 to 471 and encodes 156 amino acids. The record is from RefSeq and is a predicted model, not a curated record.